Molecule: messenger RNA, 2236 nt
Organism: Biomphalaria glabrata
Lineage: Eukaryota; Metazoa; Mollusca; Gastropoda; Planorbidae
Product: procathepsin L-like
Exons: 9
Coding region: 182-1312 (376 amino acids)
Cellular component (GO): lysosome
Molecular function (GO): cysteine-type endopeptidase activity
Source: RefSeq, a predicted model, not a curated record
CAUGUGAUAUGCCACCAUGUGACUCUUUUAUUAUCCUGUGCUACCGAAGCUAAUAAACAUUUGGAAAAGGUUUGUCCAGCGAUUAGAUCUAGCAGCAUUCUAGCUAGAUAUAGAUUCUUUAUAGAUCUAGAUCUAUAUAUUAUUUAGUCAUCUAAGCUUUUGUAAACAGUGACCAGCAACAAUGCUCAGGGUAGCCAUCUUGGUGCUCUCAGUCAGCUAUGUCUUGGCUGGACCUGCGUACAUGAAAUAUUUUAAGAUUGAGCCUGCAAUCAACACAGCUGAGGAGAAGCAUAAGGCUCCAAAGUUUCCUGAUGUUGAGGCACAUCAAGGUCACAUGAACUCUGCGGCCGCUGGUUCUGUUUACAAACUCUCUUAUGCAGAUUACAAAGAGACAUGGGAAAAUUUUAAAGCCAACCACGAUAAAAAGUACGAGACUGAAGAAGAGGAACGUAAGAGGUAUGCCAUCUUCAUGGAAAAUGUCAACUUUAUUGAAUAUCACAACUGGAAGUACCACAAUGGUCAUUCUUCUUACUAUUUGGAUCUCAACCAUUUUAGUGAUCUAACCAAUACUGAAUACCGCAUGCUCCAUGGUUUUAUGUCUAACCGCACGAGACCCAAUCGCGACUGCAACGAGUAUCACCCAGCCACAAAGACAGUAGCAGAUGCUGAGGACUGGAGAGCCAAAGGUCUAGUAACUCCAGUGAAAAAUCAGAAACAAUGUGGAUCCUGUUGGUCAUUUAGUACAACUGGAUCAGUUGAAGGGCAGUGGUACAAAAAGACAGGAGAACUCGUGCCCUUGUCUGAACAACAGCUUGUGGACUGCUCCAGCUCCUAUGGUGACCAGGGAUGCAAUGGUGGACUUAUGGACUAUGCUUUCGAAUACAUAAUAGAUGCUGGUGGUCUUGAGGCUGAAUCGACAUAUCCCUAUGAAGCACAGGAUGACACAUGCAGAUUUGAUAAGUCAAAGGUCGUGGCCAAAAUUAGUGGAUGUGCUGAUGUAGUGCCACAGGAAAGUGAAGAAGCUCUUAAGAUUGCUGUAGGUAACAUUGGUCCUGUGUCAGUUGCUAUAGAUGCCAGCAGCGACGCCUUCCAGUCUUAUAAAGGGGGUAUAUAUGACAAUGUAGACUGCAGUCAGACACAGCUAGACCAUGGUGUUUUAGUUGUAGGCUACGGUAGCCAAAAUGGACAGGAUUAUUGGAUUGUUAAAAACAGCUGGAGUACGUCAUGGGGAAACAAUGGAUAUAUAUACAUGGCCCGUAACAAGAACAACCAAUGUGGCAUUGCAACAGCUGCCAGCUUCCCAAUUGUUUGAUACUGCCAUUGGAUAAUUGAAAUUUAUGAUAUUGCCGUGAAAUUCACUUUUGUUAUUUUUUUCACUGACAAGUAUUUUUGAAAGAUCUUAAUGUUAUUCUUAACAAUGUCUUUUUUUUUUUUUUAAUUUAUUUAGAAAGUAGUGAAGAUUGUUUUGGUAGAUUAUUUUUUAAAACUAUUAUUUUUUUGUUUAGAUUUUUUUUUCAACAAAUGUAUUUUAAAAUCGCUGUGUAUUAAUAAAAAAACAAAAAAAAAUUAAAAUGAUACCAUGAUGUUUAAAAAUACAUUUUUAUACUUAAGUAAAUUAAAUCAAAAUAUCACCUUCAAUAACAUUAUAUCAAGAACUAGGCUUUAGCUAUCCAUUAGAUUUUGUUUACAUCAUAUCUGUCAUAGAUUUGAAAAUAUGUACAUCAAUGACUGUUUGAUUCAAAAUUCAUGAAAAAUUGCAUUGGCUUCUAAGGAUUUAACUAAACUACAUAGUUUCAGUGUCUUGUAGUUCAGCUUCAGGGUAUAACUGGUAAUAGAGGAGAAUGCUAGUGCCUUAGAUAGUAUCACAUUCCAUAUUUUGAAAUGAAAUCUCUUCGAGUUUUUUUUUGUUUUUAUAUACAUGAACACAAAUUUUUUGUUUGUUUUUAAUUUCCUAUUUCAAGAGCAGAUCUGAAGGUUUUUGUUUUUUUCUCAAUCCUGGUAUCCAAAACAACACAAUGUUUUAUUUGUUUAAAUUUUUAACAUGUUUGAUUUGUAAUUUAAUAUCAAAUGUGUGUGUGUAUUUUUUUUUUUUUUACCUGGUUCCAAUGUAUGUUUUGGCUAUUUGCUGUGUUUGGUGAGUGCGCAGGGUUGGUUGCUUGUUUAUCUGAUGUAUUUAGUUGUAUGUUUGUCUUCUAUAAAUACAUGAAAUUGUAAAUAAACUUCAACUGUAUGUGUA